This is a messenger RNA of Monascus purpureus, 2625 nucleotides long. The record is from the annotation of a GenBank genome assembly. Lineage: Eukaryota; Fungi; Ascomycota; Eurotiomycetes; Eurotiales; Aspergillaceae.
UUUUAUUCUGGGGUUUUAAUCGGAGUACAAAUACCAAGGGCGCUUCGAUAACUAUGCACCAUACAUAGUCAGCCUGUAUAUCUCUCAUAAUCCGUCCUGUCGACCGGCAAAAGAUCUGGAAUGUCUAUCCUCUACUCCGUGCUAUCUUCACCACCACCAGCAAUAGCAGUCUAACGUAUAUUUUUCCCUCCCUCAUUCAAGAACUGGCAGAGAAUUAUGCAAGACAUACAAGAUAUACAAGACAUAUUAUGCAGAAAUACCGCGAUGCCACAGUGGCGCGGAACCAGCGAAGCCCCGAACACCGACUGAAUAAUCACGUCGAAAGCGAUUCCGAUUAGCCAGCCCCUUAUGAAAAGCAAUAAAUAUAUACAUGCCAAGAUUAUCUGAUCAGAUAGGGCCUGUGUCGAGCCAAUAUAACCACCUCCUCGAAUCCCUAGUGACUCGCUGCACUGUAGCCAAGACUUCCUGCCAUCAUCUCGACAUGCUGCCACGGAGGACACGGUUGAAACCCUCCGACGAAGAGCCGGAGCCUCUUACGAGGGAUCCUACGGGUUUAGGCCAUGUAAGCUGACCUGAACCAGCUGAAUCGACGGUCUUCAUUACGUUAAAUCAACAGGGUUUGCUUCUGGGUUUUCCCGCCGACUCGAGAAUGAGGUCUCUGUGUCCGCCGUGGCAUUCCCCUGUGUCCUUUUGUUUCCCAUUCCUACCUUCUUGGCGACUGCUGUCAUUAUCAUGAGGUCUUUCCUGCUCGGUAUAGCUCUGUCCGUCUCCUGGGUCUCUGCAGUCUCUUUCAAUGCGUACGAUCUGGGCUUCCAUGGCCUGUAUCCCCGUCAGCGUUUCCACUCGGUUGACCUGGAGCCGCCCGCGCCCAGGAUAACGAGGUGGGAUUCCCGAUGCGACCCCGGAAACCUUUUCCUCACUCCCCGGGGCCCGUUGGUGCAGGGCCCGGCGCGGGGCCCCGUCAUGCUAGAUGCGAGAGGCAACUUGAUAUGGAUGAACAACAAGGAGUUCCAUCAGGCCCUGAACCUCAACGUGCAGAAAUACAAGGGGCAGGACUACUUGACCUUUUGGACAAAGACCGAGAAGAGCAGUCAUGCAAAACAUUCCAGAAAGUCAUAUGUGAUGCUCAACUCUUCCUAUGAGGUUGCGUACCGCAUAAAACCGCAUGGCAAAGGUCUGAAAGGAGAUUCCCAUGAAUUCCGUAUCACCGCACACGACACUGCGCUCAUAACGAUAUAUCAUAAACGCCAAGCGGACUGCACGGAAUUGGGCCUGGGUGAGAGCUGCUGGAUCCAGGAUGGUCUGUUCCAGGAAAUUGAUAUUGAGACGGGGAAUCUUCUGUUCCAAUGGCGAGCCACAGACCAUAUCCGCAUGGGCGAUGUAUAUAGCAGCCCUUCGCGCAAGGACGGUCACGGAAAAUCAAAACAGGACGCCUUUGAUUUCUUCCACAUCAACAGUGUCGACAAGAUGGAAUCCGGGGAUUAUCUCAUCUCCGCCCGUUACAUGCACGCUAUCGUGUGCAUCAGCGGUACCACAGGCGAGAUCCUAUGGCAACUGGGCGGCAAGAACAAUCAUUUCGAAGACCUGAACGGCGCAACCGAUUUCGCCUGGCAACACCAUGUAACGUGGCAAGGCAAUAACACGAUAUCCGUCUUUGACAACCACGCCAACAACGUCUUCCAUAGCCGUUCCAAACACAGCAAGGGCAUGCUGAUCCGACUCGACAUGCAGAAUAUGACGGCCAGCCUCAUCCAGAAAUAUGUCCACCCAGAUGAGAUUCUGAACGUAUCCCAGGGCUCCGUGCAAGUGAUCCGGGAACGCGGCAACGUGCUCGUCGGAUUCGGCAACUCGCCAACCUACGUCGAGUACUCAGCAGACGGCGAUGUGCUCUGCAGCGCGCACUUUGGACCCCACCUCAUCUUUGAGAUAAUCGACUUCGGAUUGGCGAAAUCGUACCGCGUAUUCAAGCAUCCGUGGGUUGGAAGGCCGAAGACGGUGCCGGACGUGAAGGUGAAGGGUCGGAAAGUAUAUGUGAGUUGGAAUGGCGCGACGGAGGUCACAUCGUGGAGGCUCGAAGCCGCUAGGGGGAGGGAUGACCAGUUCGCAACGAUUCAAGAGUUGGAGCGUGACGGCUUCGAGACGAGUUUUGCCAUUGAUGCCGUCGAUACAGCAAAUGGAUAUGUGAGGAUCGCCGCACUGGACGCUGCAAGGGGAGUCAUGGCAUAUUCGGCGGUCGUCAGCUCGACCUCGCCUUCAUGUGUACCGCUCUGGGUAAUCCUGCUCUUCAUAUUUGGCCUUGCGGGCAUUGUUUUCGUCUAUUGGAGAUUCGACCGACUUCCACGUCUUUCAAAGCUUCGAAAGCUUCCACACCUGCCCCGGAUUCCUCAUUUUCUACGACUUCCACGUUCUGUGCGGCUUCUGCGUCUUCCAAAGCUAUCUGCCCUCAAAGCCCGUUGGUAUACCGCCGUGAUGAAAGACCAGGAGUAUGACUGCGAAUCAGACCCUCUGUUGCUGAAUGAAACCCGUUCUAGCGUGUAGUUACUGCUGGUUGGAUCAAUGUUAGCACAAUGUAGUUCUACGAGGGGACGGGGAUUUGCAAUGGCUUCUAACAAGGAUAUCUGGCAA